AUGCUCUCAAACUUAAGAGGCAACCAGCGCAUGGAAGUUUUAUCCACUCGAUCUUGCCAUAUUCCCCCAUCAUACCACAUGGGCGGAGUUCACCUGGUGAGAGUCCUCGAAUUUGAGGACGGCAUGAAGUGGGUUGCACGCAUCCCAUUAGGCCAGUGCACCAGCGACACCAAGAAACGCUUGCUUCAUGAAGUCCACAUACUUUCUUUGCUUCGUGAGCGAACGGAGAUCCCUGUCCCGAAAGUGUUCGGUUAUGAGACAAAUGGGAAUAUAAUCGGCCGUGCCUUCAUGAUCAUGGAAUUGAUACCUGGCAGUACUGCGAUGGAUGCUUUUGGAGGCUGGGAAGUGCACAAUGGUGAAAUACCAGCUAGAUUCAAAUCAGCGUUCUGCCGCAGUAUUGCAGAAAUACAGGUUGCCAUGUCUGAAAUUCGAUUUCCUAAGAUUGGUAUGAUUAUGAGACAUGCCGGUGGUUCAUACGAUGUCGACUCAAUACCUGGUAUAGGAGGCCCCUUCGAAACCGCAGCUGAAUAUUUUGCCGCAUGGAGCAACACCGUCAAGUUUCCAAUGCGAGACAUCGAUAUCAGAUCCCGUUUGCCAAGUCAUUGGCAUGAUGAAGUGCCUGCAUCAAUCGGAGGUUUUCCUGAUAAAAUCAAAGAAGCCCUACAUAUAUUAUCCGUCAAAAACGAAGGCCCUUUCCCCCUCUUUCACCCAGACUUUCGACAUAGUAAUGUUAUCAUCGACGGUGAUUAUAACAUUCUGUCGGUUAUUGAUUGGGAACAUGCGGGCACGGUCCCGUGGGGGGUCGUCGAUUUUCCACUGUUCUUGGGUGUUGUACCUCCCCCAAUGGAUUUACCAACAAAUUAUGAUGCUGAGGGAAACCCCGUUGACGAAGAGACACGGAAGUUACGGAGGGAAAGGAACGAUUAUGUGCAAAGUGUUAGAGAUUUCGAGGAGAGAGGCUCUGACAACAGCCUUUCUACUAUUUUGGCCUCGCCAUAUAUUCAGAAUAUUGCGACUGCCCUGGGGCUAUACGAGAAUGGGAAACUUGGGCUUUACUGUAAACUGUUCGAUGAGCUCUAG
Messenger RNA from Penicillium roqueforti, 1080 nucleotides. Its product is annotated as phosphotransferase family protein. Lineage: Eukaryota; Fungi; Ascomycota; Eurotiomycetes; Eurotiales; Aspergillaceae. The record is from RefSeq and is a predicted model, not a curated record. The transcript has 2 exons. The coding region runs from base 1 to 1080 and encodes 359 amino acids.